Messenger RNA from Verticillium nonalfalfae, 2022 nucleotides. RefSeq names its product Stress-70 protein, mitochondrial (gene HSPA9). The transcript is spliced from 4 exons. The coding region runs from base 1 to 2022 and encodes 673 amino acids. The record is from RefSeq and is a predicted model, not a curated record. Gene Ontology annotation, molecular function: ATP binding; ATP hydrolysis activity; heat shock protein binding. Gene Ontology annotation, biological process: cellular response to unfolded protein; protein refolding. NCBI's taxonomy places the organism in Eukaryota, Fungi, Ascomycota, Sordariomycetes, Glomerellales, Plectosphaerellaceae. Gene Ontology annotation, cellular component: cytoplasm; mitochondrion.
AUGAUGGCCUCGCGUCUUUCCAGAGCUCUGCCCCGAGCUACCUCAGCACGCGCUGCUGCUUUCGCUCGUCCUUCCUUCGCUACCAGAUUCGCUCGCUAUGAGUCAACGGAAGCCGAGGGCAAGGUGACGGGCACCGUCAUCGGUAUCGAUCUCGGUACCACCAACUCUGCCGUUGCCGUCAUGGAGGGCAAGAUCCCCAAGAUUAUUGAGAACGCCGAAGGUACCCGCACAACCCCUUCCGUCGUUGCGUUCGCGCAAGAUGGCGAGCGUCUCGUCGGUGUUGCCGCCAAGCGUCAGGCCGUCGUCAACCCCGAGAACACCCUCUUCGCCACCAAGCGUCUCAUCGGCCGCAAGUUCACCGAUGCUGAGGUCCAGAAGGACAUCAAGGAGGUUCCCUACAAGAUCGUCCAGCACACCAACGGCGACGCUUGGGUCUCCGCCCGUGACCAGAAGUACUCUCCUUCCCAGAUCGGUGGCUUCGUCCUGAACAAGAUGAAGGAGACGGCCGAGGCCUACCUCUCCAAGCCUGUCAAGAACGCCGUCGUCACUGUCCCUGCCUACUUCAACGACUCUCAGCGUCAGGCCACCAAGGAUGCUGGUCAGAUUGCCGGCCUGAACGUUCUGCGUGUCGUCAACGAGCCCACCGCUGCCGCCCUUGCCUACGGCAUGGAGAAGGACGCCGACCGUGUUGUCGCCGUCUACGAUCUUGGCGGUGGUACCUUCGAUAUCUCCGUUCUCGAGAUCCAGAACGGUGUCUUCGAGGUCAAGUCCACCAACGGUGACACCCACCUGGGUGGUGAGGACUUUGACAUCCACCUCGUCCGCCACCUCGUCCAGACCUUCAAGAACGAGUCCGGCAUUGACCUGUCCAACGACCGCAUGGCCAUCCAGCGUAUCCGUGAGGCCGCCGAGAAGGCCAAGAUUGAGCUGUCCUCGUCCCUCCAGACCGACGUCAACCUGCCCUUCAUCACUGCCGACUCGUCCGGCCCCAAGCACAUCAACCUCAAGCUCACCCGUGCUCAGCUUGAGAAGAUGAUGGACCCCCUCAUCACCAGGACCAUCGGUCCCGUCCGCAAGGCUCUCAAGGACGCCAACCUCGAGACCAAGGACAUCCAGGAGGUCAUCCUCGUUGGCGGCAUGACCCGUAUGCCCAAGGUGUCCGAGUCUGUCAAGAGCAUCUUCGGCCGCGACCCCGCCAAGUCGGUCAACCCCGACGAGGCCGUCGCCAUGGGUGCCGCCAUCCAGGGUGCUGUCCUCUCUGGUGAGGUCAAGGACCUUCUCCUGCUCGACGUCACUCCCCUCUCUCUCGGUAUCGAGACCCUCGGCGGCGUCUUCACUCGUCUGAUCAACCGCAACACCACCAUCCCCACCAAGAAGUCCCAGGUCUUCUCCACGGCCGCCGACUUCCAGACCGCCGUCGAGAUCAAGGUCUACCAGGGUGAGCGUGAGCUUGUCCGUGACAACAAGAUGCUCGGCAACUUCCAGCUCGUUGGCAUCCCCCCUGCGCACCGCGGUGUUCCCCAGGUCGAGGUUACCUUCGACAUUGACGCUGACUCGAUUGUCCACGUCCACGCCAAGGACAAGUCCACCAACAAGGACCAGUCCAUCACCAUUGCUUCCGGCUCGGGCCUGUCUGACAACGAGAUCCAGCAGAUGGUCGAGGACUCGGAGAAGUACGCCGAGGCUGACAAGGAGCGCAAGGGCUCCAUCGAGGCUGCCAACCGCGCCGACAGUGUCCUCAACGAUACUGAGCGUGCCCUGAACGAGUACGCUGAGAAGCUCGAGAAGGAGGAGGCCGACAAGAUCCGUGAGAAGAUUGCCGCCCUCCGCGAGUUCGUCUCCAAGAGCCUCGCUGGCGAGGGCACCGCCACCGCCGCCGAGAUCAAGGAGAAGACCGACGACCUCCAGGUCGCUUCCCUCAACCUCUUCGACAAGAUGCACAAGGCCCGCAACGACUCUGGCGAGCAGUCCUCUUCCUCCCAGGAGAACACCUCCGAGAACAAGGAGGAGAAGAAGCCUUAA